This is a messenger RNA of Apaloderma vittatum (bar-tailed trogon), 2677 nucleotides long. Its product is annotated as schlafen family member 11-like. The annotation marks the transcript as partial. The transcript has 4 exons. The record is from RefSeq and is a predicted model, not a curated record. NCBI's taxonomy places the organism in Eukaryota, Metazoa, Chordata, Aves, Trogoniformes, Trogonidae.
AUAUUGGGAAAAUAGUUUUAGGAGAGAGCGCCAGAAAGAAGAGCUGUAUGAGCCAGAAAAAGCAACGAGAGGAUCUCUCCAUAGCGGUGUGCGCGUUGCUGAAUUCAGGAGGAGGAGUAGUGAGGAUGGAGAGCGAAGAUGAGAAUUACAGCUUUCGGGAGCACGGCGUUGGGCUGGACAUAGAGCAGAGCCUCCGGCACUGCAUCGGCUCCACCGAGACCAGCGAAUACUUCACUUGGAUGCAGCAGCGGAGUCACCUGCUGCUGUUUGUUAAAACAUGGAGCUGCGGAGACGCGGAGCAGAAAAGCGCAGCCACGAAGCCACGUAUCUGUAGCGUGAGCACCGGUUUGUCCCGCAGGUCUUUCACUUCUGCUGUCGAUAUGAAUUCAAGCGAGGCUGCCGGAUUUCUGAGGCAGAAGGAAAGCUGGGCCCAGCGCCACAACGAGAACGGACCAAGCGCUAAGAAAGCUCUGCUGAGUUUUGAUGGCAGAGCAAAGGAGACCCCUCCGAACACCGAGGAGUGCAACAUCCGAGAUGCCGCUGCCAGGUUUUUAAAGAGAGACAGACUGAUAGCUGGGGAGAUCCUGGAUUUUACGGAGACAACGCAUAUUGAAUUUAAGCAGUACUCUACAAGGAAUAUCGAGCAAUACAUUAAAAAAACCCUUCCAAGUUAUGUCUCUGCCUUUGCAAACACGCAGGGUGGUUAUUUAUUUAUUGGAGUGGACGACAACCGGAGAGUCAUUGGAAGCCACAGGGAAGUGAAGAAAGAAGAUUUAGAAAAAGCAGUAGCUGACACCAUGGACUCGAUGCUCUUCCACCACUUCUGCAGCUCUCAGGCAGGUGUGCAGUUCGAGACUCACAUCCUGAGCGUUUAUAACAUAGAACAACGCUUCCAGGGCUACGUAUGCGCUGUGCGAGUUGAACCGUUUUGCUGCGCUGUUUUCCAUGAUGCCCCUGAAUCCUGGAUGGUGAUGGGUGAAAGAAUUGAAAGGCUGAGCAUCAGCAAAUGGGCAGAGCGCAUGACGGACGCAGACCCAGAUCUUUCAAAUCUGGCUGAUAAAUUUGAGAAUGAGCUCAGUUUGGCAAAUGGUCCUCCUCUUAUCAAGCCAGUUUAUUCAAAAGCUGGUCUCCCGUGCGUGUCUGAGCUCCAGGAGUGCCUCUACCCAGUGGGUUCUAAUGAAAUCAAAUGGAAGCCAGAAACUAUCUGCAAUGACCUGUUCUCAGAAUAUCCUGGAUUAAAGGAUUUAAUGGAAGAACAAAUCCGUCCAUUUAACAAGGGGGUACUGAUCUUUUCAAGGAGUUGGGCCGUUGAGAUUGGAUUGUGGAAGAAGCAGGAUGUUGUGUGUGAUGUUCUCCUAGUGGCUGAAAAUGCAUAUCCAGUAUUGUAUACUGUCGUCAAGGAUUCCUCUUCUGAGCAGGAAAACUUGAGAGAAACUGCCCGCGCAUUAAAGCAGAAACUAGUCAAUGAUGGGGGUUAUGCUUCAAGAGUGUGUGUAAUUCCCCAGAUACUGCACCUGGAUGGCACAAAUAGCCAGAUGGAAGUUGCAGAGGAUUACGUUCCCCAGCGAGAAAACCCAUGUGAUUACACCAGCUUGUACCCAGAGAAUUACAUCCUCACCUCCAGGGACAUCCCUGCAUUCCUACGUGCACUUGUCAUCGUUGUGCUGCGCUUUAAGUCCUACUUAAGUGACCAUUUUGGCUGUGAGAUUUUCAACCUUCUCACUCGUGAACAGUAUGAGAUGCUCUCCAAGAACCUGCUCAAAACCAAGGAGCAGUUUGUCCUUGGUCUUCCUGGAACAGGGAAAACAAUUCUGGCUUUGAAGAUCAUUCAGAGAAUAAAAAACGUUUUUCACUGUUCUUCAGAAGAGAUACUCUACAUUUGUGAAAAUACACCCUUGAAGGAGUUUGUGGGAUAUGAGAACUGCUGGUCUGUGACACGUGCUGCCUUCGUAAUGAGGAACUUCCCAAAAGUGAAACACAUUGUGGUUGAUGAAGCUCAGAAUUUUCGUCUGGAAGAAAACUGGUACCAACGUGCCCGGAAACUAGUCAAGGAAAAAGGUGGCAUUUUCUGGGUCUUCCUGGAUUAUUUCCAGUCCACUCACCCGUACGGUUGUGGUCUUAACUUUUCCCAGCUAUACCCUCAGGAAUGGUUGACCAAAGUGGUCCGUAACGCCAAGCGAAUAUACAGUGCCAUGUCUGAUCUAAUGGAGAAAAUCCUCCAAGAACGUAAGACAGAUAUGCCCUAUGAGGUGCUGGAAAAGCUGUUUGAGCAGGCUGAAUGUGCCCAUUCUUUGCCAGGGGACUACAUAAAAAAAGAAAAUAUGGGAACGUUUGAGAUGGUAGAGUACGUGAGCAGGCAGUGCAACAGCUACAUCCAGCAGGGCUACCCCAUCCGAGACAUGGCCAUCCUGUGCAGCACACUGGAGGCAGCCCAGGUCUUCAGGCAGAUGUUGGAGCCCGAGCUAAAAAGACAAAUAAGGAAAAGCAGAGUGAGGUUGGUCUUUGGGGUAGCGGAGGAUGUUCGAAAGGAUGUCAUUGUUGUUGACAGCAUCCGACGCUUCUCCGGCCUGGAGAGGAGGAUUGUGUUUGGCAUCCACCCCAUCCCUGGGCAGGACGAGGUGUCUCUCAGUCUUCUGCUCUGCGCAGCGUCCAGAGCCAACAGCAAAUUCCAUUUGCU